Molecule: messenger RNA, 654 nt
Organism: Helianthus annuus (common sunflower)
Lineage: Eukaryota; Viridiplantae; Streptophyta; Magnoliopsida; Asterales; Asteraceae
Product: extensin-like
Exons: 1
Coding region: 1-654 (217 amino acids)
Source: RefSeq, a predicted model, not a curated record
AUGAAAAGAGAAAACAAAGCACAAAACAUAGGCACUUUUAAUAGAAGAAAAUCAUUCAGAAAUAACAGACCUCCAAUUGCGACAUUCCCCAAAACCACUGUUGCUUCUAAAAAGCCGACCACUGCUGCAUCCAAACCCAAACCUUCAACUCAAAAACCUUCACCGCAAAAACCACCCCAAAAGAAGCAGAAAACAGCUUCAUCACCACCACCAUCCUCAACAAAACCAACAGAUGUUGAUGCAUCAAAAACAUCAACAGAUGUUAAGGCAACAGCUGUUGAGACACCAGUGGUUUCAGCAAUUGUUAGCCAAACCACUGACUCAGUUCAUUUUGAUCCUCCACCAUCAACACAACCACCAACACGUCAAAGAUUUCCCUCACAAUCAACCUUUUCACCUAAACCACCUUCUCCAUCUAAAACUCCUCCUCCUCCUCCAAAGUUUGCCUAUGCGAGAAAAAGGAAAUUUGUGGUACUUGAUGAAGAGAAAGAAAUUCCAUCACCAAUUCCUUUAUCAUCUGCUCCUACACAAGUUAUUCCACCCUCAUCAUCUCCACAAACAAACCCACUCAAUCAUCCACCCAUUGGUUACAUGCCACGCAACAUCCCCAUUGGCAACUCAAUAUCCUCUGGAACUGCUUGCAGUCCAAGAUGA